AUGGAGAAAGAAUAUGAUUAUAACUCCUACUCGUAUCUAAGAUCGAAGCAGGCCUGUGAGUUCUGUGACCAAGAAUUUCAUGACGGAUACAGCUACCUAGUACACAACGCAUCACACCUUUUAAUACCUCUUAUGAGACAGACGGUGUACUGUUGUGAUAUCUGUGACUUGUACUUCACAACAAGAUAUGAUUACAAUGAACACACAAACAAACAUGUCGUUAUUAAAGAGGAAAAUAAUAUAGAAUUAAAUCUAGCUAAAGUUAAAUUAGAAAAAUCUCCAGAGUCGGUUGAACCGUUGGAAUUAAAACAAGAAUCAAUUGAUAUAGAGAUGGACUCAUACUGUUCGAGCCAUGAAUAUAUUGAUGAGGAGUUGUGUGAUGAUGUUCAUACUGUAGAUAGAAUAAAAUAUGAAGAUGACUUUGAUUUGGAAACAUUGAAACAAUUUACUGCUGUUAAAGAUGAGUUGUAUACAGAAUGUUACAACGGGGAUGGAAUGUAUGGAAAUAAGCAGCAACAAAAUGGUUGGGGUUGUGAGGAACCUGCUGGUGAAGUUAAAGUUGACGAGUCUGUAUCAACAAGGGUUAUAGCUGCUGAUGAAUGUAGAAGUGUUCAUAGCAGUGAAUUAAAGAUGGCCGGCCAGUUCAUAUGUAGACUUUGUGGCUUCACAUCACCCAAUAGGUUCCGUCUCGUCCUCCAUGAAACUAAACACCUGAGGCUUGUAGAGCGGAGGAGCACAUUCCUGGUGUGUGUGUACUGCGACAGAUACAUAGCGGGGAACUACCGCAACAUGGACAAACAUCUGGCCAGCGAACACGACAACCGGCCCAGGAGGAAACGGACACUGUACAAGUGUAAGGAGUGUCGCCUACCGUACAGGAAGUACCCGAGACACGUCAGGAACUACCAUCAGAGGAAAUGGUGCUCCUGGGAGGGGCUCGAGGGGGGUCGGGCCGGGGGCUGCUGCAGGACACAGAAGACUCACCAACGUAGAACUCCACCAACGAAGAAGAAGAUACUCACCAACGUAGACAGAUUGAGGAACAUACAGCUGAGACUAAUGAGGAUCAAUAAACUGCGUAAAUUCUGUGACGACUUUUAUUACAUCGACCGGCUAAUUUAUAAAUUAUAA
Molecule: messenger RNA, 1131 nt
Organism: Danaus chrysippus (African queen)
Lineage: Eukaryota; Metazoa; Arthropoda; Insecta; Lepidoptera; Nymphalidae
Source: the annotation of a GenBank genome assembly